UUUCUGACAGUAUGAUACUAUAAAUAGCCAUGGCACGUGCAAUUCUCUACAAAUCUAUCAACUAUUACAGCCGUAAAAAAAUUUAUUGUUGACGAUUUUGAAUAGCAGUGAAAUUAAGCUUCUUGGUUAUUACAGCAGAUUUAGAAACUACGUUCGUUUCAUUUUUUAAAUCGCUUUAUCAUUAACUGUACCGUUAAGAGCGGCAUCUUUUGGUUUAGUACAAAUAAUAUCUCUAAAUCACUCGGGUUAGACAGGAACAUGAUACUAGCAGUAGUUUCAUUUUACUUUUACAAGGUUCUUAAAACGAUUGUUGAGCUACCUAACGUGCUUAUUUCUAAAUUCAAUUUCUUGUUCUAGCUUUCUGUUUCGUAAAAAAGUAGUCUUGAUUAUCCCGACCUGUCAAUCAGACGUAGAAUUGUCGAUAGACUGGUUAAGCGAGACUAAUUUCUAAACAAGGGCACGUAACCUAUCUUUUACUCAAAAGUGUCUGGAUGUUAUGGACGACACUUGGAACCAGUGUUCAGUCUAUUAUUUAUAGAUGAUUAAUGGUCAUAGCUUAUUAAGUACAACUUGAUCGUUUAUUUAGUGACUAUAAUUGUGUGAAACUGAUUUGAGGCUUGGCAUAUAUAUAAAUAUUGUGGCGUAGUUGUCGAGAUAUAUGGAGAUAUUUAUUUAUGGUGGGUCACCCUAACAGUAUAGUAUAACAAAUCUAUUAUGUACAGAAACCAAGUGUACUAUGCCAUAGGCGUUAUUGUUACUUUACGAACGGCUAAUUCUUUGUUAGGUGUGUAUAAACUUUGUGAAUAUAAUGUACAGGGUGCGUCACACAUGACACGAAAUGGCUAGCAUUCUGUUUAUUAUCAAUAAUACCAUUCAAAGGCUUGAUACGUUUAAUUGCCGUUGCUUGUCUGUGAUAUCCUCUUCGGUGGAAGCGGGCGUGAGCCCCAGAAAAAGCAGGAGAAGUUGCCGUUGAUUCAAUUAAAAACCGGUUAAUAGAAUUCAACCAUGGACUGGAUUUAUGUGUUGUUGUUAACAUGCUUCCCAAUGACAUCUCACAUGGGAUCAAGCCAUGAAUGUGUGUGUGACGAUAAUCAGAAGGUAGUAAAAAUUUACCGUCAUAACCUUACAAGUGAUCUGUCCGGCGUGGAUGCGUUUUAUGAUGUUGAUUUAUCACAUGAGUCCAUAACAGAUUUACAAACUUUAUUGUCAUCUUCAUUAACUUCAAUACGACUUCAAAUAAUACAUUUAAAUCUAAGUUAUAAUCAUAUCCAACAGGUUCAGGGGUCAUUCGUUACCUCGUUACCGAAACUACGAAGUAUCGUUUUAUCUUCAAAUAAUAUUUCUUCUGUAGACAAGUGCGUGUUUAUGGAUGCCAAAUGUUUACAAACAAUAGACAUAAGUAGAAACAAUAUAGAACAGCUACCAUCAGGAUUACUGGGAAGACAAGGCGAGGUGUUGAGGAUUAAGAAAUUUAAUGCUUCACGUAAUCAGAUAAGCUCCAUGGGAUCGGAACUGUUUCAUGAAGGUUUAAUAUAUCUGAAAACCGUUGACAUUUCUUUUAAUAAUUUGGAAUAUUUCGACUCCUGGCCUUAUAAAACCAAGUCUAUCGACCAGACAUUGGUUUCAGGUUGUCCCAUAGAUAUAAAUACAUCAUCAUUACGUUUAAAUUACAUAACCGCCGAGGGAUAUACACAUUAUAAUGACAUAAGUGUCGAGGGAUAUACGUUUAAUUUGUCACAUAACAACAUAUCAUAUUUCAAAAGAGCACUAGGACUGGAACUGGGGCAACAACAAAAUUUUAAAAUUGAUCUAACUUUUAACAACCUUCAAGAUUUAGCAGGUUGUAUUAAGGCAUUAAAUGCAUCUACACCAUCGGAUAUAGCAUUUUUACGCCUAGAAUUAAAAAAUAAUCCAUGGUUUUGUGAUUGUUCAGUUUACAAUAUAGUUCAUCGCGUGAAUAACAGCUUGUACAUGGAUCAGGCCACGGAAUAUCUGUAUUGCCAAGAUCCACCCGAUCUACGAAAUAAAUCGUUCGGUUAUUUAAUGAAAAACAUGGAUAAAUUAAUUUGCAAUAUAAGUGAAGAUUGUCCUAUUGGAUGUUUAUGUCAGGAUCGGCCUUCCGAGGAUCUGUUAACAGUUGACUGUAGUAUGGUCAAAACUCUCACGAGACUGCCAGAGCGACUGCCAAAAUACCCACGGAUAUCUUUAAAUUUAUCUGGUAAUCAGAUACAAAUAAUAGUCACAAAAAAGUACACCAAUGUUUUAACUCAAUUGGAUGUUUCUCAUAAUAGGCUGACAUAUAUCCAUCCUAAAUUCUUUGAUGACGGCGAAAUGUUGAAAUUCGUGGAUAUAAGUAGCAAUUCCCUCACUUCUUUGCCUAUCACAUUGCGAAAUCUAAGACUACCUUCAUCUGAUGUUCGAGUAGAGAACAAUUCUUUAGUAUGUUCUUGUGACAGUUUAUGGAUGAAUGAUUGGCUGAUGGAAAUAGACGGAAAUAAUAUGACAUGUACUGUGAAUGGAAAUGAACAUUAUAUACAAUCAGUUACAUACAAUAGUCUAACAUGUUAUAGAGAUCAAGUAUUAAUAGCGUGCUUUAUUUUAGGCGGUUUAUUAUCUGUAAUUAUUAUAUUUGUUGUAGUGUGUUAUAAAUGGAAAUAUGAAACUAGUGUUUUAUUUUAUCAUGUAUUUGGAGUUCGACCCUUUGAUAAGCCGAAAAAAGUAGAUGUGAAGGAAGAUGCACCAGUGUUUAGUUGUGAUGUAUAUAUUUCUUCAAACAGACAAAACCCUAAAAUAAUAGGCUGGGUUACAAAAAGACUUUUACCAAAACUAAAGAACUUUAACAAGACAUAUUACUAUCCGCCCAAAGAUGACAUUCCUGGUGAUAGUCAAGCAGACGCAAUUACCGACGCCAUGGCGUGUAGUAGAAAAAUCCUAGUUAUUCUAGAUGACAGUGAAUUAGACAAAGAAUGGUGUAUUGAAGAGUUUUACAUUGGGCAUCAAAUUGCUGGUAAAGUUAUCCUCGUACUUUUUGACAGUCCAAACAAAUUUGAAGACAUAGAAACUGAACCAAUACAAACUUAUAUAAACCGACAAAAUUAUAUUCAAAUGGAUCAUAAACUAUUUUGGCCUAAAUUAAAAUAUGAACUGUCAAAGAUGAAUUGAGUUACGUGACAUAUUUAUCAAAUAUAAGGCAAAUAGUGAAACAUUUUGGUUACACCCGUAGUCUUGAAACCCAGCGGAAAUAAUCGAUAAAGUUUGUGGAGUUUUUUAGAACGAAAAUUGAUAAAGCCUAUCACAUAAUACUGCUUGUAACAUCGAUCGAAAUCUAUUACUUUUGAAUUAGUUUUAAAAAUAUCUGCCCCAUAGUUAAUAGUUUUACAAAUAUAUAUUGCCUAUUACCUCUUGAUUAUCAAUAAACAGAAUUGAUAAUGUUUCACUUUCUGUUCUUUGUCCAAACCUGAAAAUUUAUAACAAUUUACAUAAACUAAAAUAUUAAGAAUUCUUGUUGAAAUACCUUAUAUCAACCGACACUAAAGUACAGCUGAAAUUGUGCACAUUAUGGGGUUCAGUUAAAAAUAGAUAUGUGAUGUAAUAGGUAAAUCAUGAAUAUUUUGUAUAGUUAACUUACACUUAUAGGACCAACACGUGAUUUCUGCAAACUUUAUACAUAUCUAUAUCAAAGGUUAUUCUAAUGUAUAUAAAAAUGCUUUAUGCUACUAAGAAAUAAAUUACAAUACAAUAUUA
Messenger RNA from Patella vulgata (common limpet), 3744 nucleotides. Its product is annotated as slit homolog 1 protein. The coding region runs from base 1006 to 3162 and encodes 718 amino acids. The transcript has a single exon. Lineage: Eukaryota; Metazoa; Mollusca; Gastropoda; Patellidae. The record is from RefSeq and is a predicted model, not a curated record. Gene Ontology annotation, biological process: signal transduction. Gene Ontology annotation, cellular component: extracellular matrix. Gene Ontology annotation, molecular function: protein binding.